UUGAGGUUAGUGUGUGAAAUGGCUGCUCCAAAACCAGAGGAAAUAAGUCAUCCGCCAAUGGACCAACUUCAGGGCUUAGAGUAUUGUAUUGAUUCUAACCCUUCUUGGGGGGAGGCCAUAGCACUUGGAUUUCAGCAUUAUAUAUUGGCAUUAGGGACUGCUGUGAUGAUUCCUUCAUUUCUUGUUCCUUUAAUGGGUGGAAAUGACGAUGAUAAAGUGAGGGUAGUUCAGACUUUGUUGUUCAUAGGUGGAAUAAACACAUUGCUGCAAACUUUGUUCGGGACUCGAUUGCCGACUGUUAUUGGAGGGUCGUGGGCUUUCAUGGUGCCUAUAAUCUCGAUAAUUCACGAUCCAUCCCUCGAAAGAAUUACGAACCCUCAUAUGAGAUUUUUGAGUACAAUGAGGGCAAUACAAGGAGCACUUAUAGUAGCAUCGAGCGUGCAGAUUAUUCUGGGCUAUAGUCAGCUGUGGGCAAUAUGUUCAAGGUUUUUCAGUCCACUUGGGAUGGUCCCAGUAAUUUCACUAGUGGGUUUUGGUUUGCUUGAUAAGGGCUUUCCAAUGGUUGGAGGAUGUGUAGAAAUUGGCAUUCCAAUGUUCAUCUUAUUCGUUGCCUUCUCUCAGUACUUGAAGCACUUCCAAAUGAAGAAAAUUCCCAUACUCGAGAGAUUUGCACUAUUACUAUCAGCGACUGUAAUAUGGGCUUAUGCACACUUAUUGACAGCAAGUGGCGCUUAUAGGCACCGUCCAGAGUUGACUCAAAUCCAUUGCAGAACAGAUAGAGCAAAUCUCAUAUCUUCUGCUCCAUGGAUCAAAAUCCCGUAUCCGCUUCAAUGGGGUGCGCCUACUUUUGACGCUGGCCAUGCUUUUGGAAUGAUGUCUGCUGUAUUAGUCUCCUUAAUUGAGUCAACUGGAGCAUAUAAAGCGGCAUCUCGUUUGGCUAGCGCCACACCGCCUCCAGCACAUGUCCUCAGCCGUGGAAUCGGGUGGCAGGGGAUUGGCAUAUUGUUGGGCGGCUUGUUUGGUACGGCUACUGGAUCAACAGUCUCAGUGGAAAACAUUGGUCUUCUUGGAAGCACUCGAGUUGGCAGUAGGCGAGUAAUCCAGAUAUCAGCUGGUUUCAUGAUCUUCUUCUCAAUGUUGGGUAUGUUUACAUAA
Molecule: messenger RNA, 1155 nt
Organism: Striga asiatica
Lineage: Eukaryota; Viridiplantae; Streptophyta; Magnoliopsida; Lamiales; Orobanchaceae
Source: the annotation of a GenBank genome assembly